Molecule: messenger RNA, 292 nt
Organism: Aspergillus ruber CBS 135680
Lineage: Eukaryota; Fungi; Ascomycota; Eurotiomycetes; Eurotiales; Aspergillaceae
Exons: 2
Coding region: 62-286 (74 amino acids)
Source: RefSeq, a predicted model, not a curated record
GCCAGACAUUCUGAAGUGAAUUCGCUGUAGGCUGAAACGAACUCCACUGGCUAUGAGCUCGAUGGUUCGUGACCGAUUCCAGUUGAAAGGUCGCGGUGGACCGGCGGGAAGCUCUGAUGCCGUAUCAGAUCGGAAUGCGGGAGCUGUAGUGGGUGUGCUAAAGACUGCGAUCCGCCAGAUGAACUCUUUUCUUUUACUCAUGCUGACGAUUAUAGUCAGGGAUCUGGAUAUAUGUGUCGGUACCAUUCAAAUCUGGUCCCGUACUUUGGACAAAGCAGUCAGCUGAUCCCUG